AUGGGAAAAGCAACAGCAGGGGAAGAGGGGGACAGGCAACAGCAGGGAAGAGAGCAGGGGGAGGAGGAGGAGGAGGAGGAGGAGGAGGAGGAGGAGGAGGAGGAGGAGGAGGAGGAGGAGGAGGAUGAGGAGGAGGAGGAGGAGGAAAGGGAUGGAGAACAAUGGAGCAUAUGGAUCCCCACCUCACGAAAUGACAGCAGAGAAACGAUCGACUAA
Messenger RNA from Closterium sp. Naga37s-1, 216 nucleotides. Lineage: Eukaryota; Viridiplantae; Streptophyta; Zygnematophyceae; Desmidiales; Closteriaceae. The record is from the annotation of a GenBank genome assembly.